Anthonomus grandis grandis is the source of this 7590-nucleotide messenger RNA. RefSeq names its product muscleblind-like protein 2. NCBI's taxonomy places the organism in Eukaryota, Metazoa, Arthropoda, Insecta, Coleoptera, Curculionidae. The transcript has 11 exons. The coding region runs from base 635 to 2689 and encodes 684 amino acids. Gene Ontology annotation, molecular function: metal ion binding. The record is from RefSeq and is a predicted model, not a curated record.
GCACCCCCGCGCGGGAAUCACCCGAACUAAUCGAAACGUCAUCAGCUGCUUGUGCUUUCAUCGACGAUGCGACGCUCGCUUGCUUAGUAAGCUUUCGUUUUUUUCGUGAAUUUUUGGUUGUUUACGCGCCCCGCGACCCGUACAGUGCGAAAAAUCAGUUUUUCCAUAACGAAGUGCCAGUGCCAGUGAGCCCCAACCGCCCACGCAUCCAUUCCGGAAACUGUCUAAUGAGUUCUAGUAAUUUAGCCUUUAAUUGACGCCGAAAAUAUUGAAGACGCACGUGUGAACGUCCGAAACGUGGUCGUCGUCAACAACAGGGAUCGCAACAACAUGCGCUAGAAACCAAUACAACUCUACCCGUACCAGUUCGCUUGCUCGUUGUUUUUCAUAACUUCCCUGCUUCCUCCUAUAAAAUAAUUAAUUAUACCAGGAUCGCGUGUAUGUAUAACAGUGACCUAUUCGUAUGAUGAACAUUAUCAGCAGCAAUUCAAACGAAUAAUUUUUUCGCUAAAAGUGUUAAGCUAAGUGCAUACUCUCUCUCUUUCUCUCGCGAUUUUUCAUAGUGAUUUACCGCGCGUAUUAUUACUGAAUUAAAUUAACAAAGGAAGAAAAAAAAGUAACAGAAAUCGCAGAUAUGGCUAUGGUUAACCUGUUAAACGGUAAAGAUUCGCGCUGGUUGCAGCUCGAGGUGUGCAGGGAGUUCCAGAGGCAGAAAUGCUCCAGACCGGAUACCGAGUGCAAGUUUGCUCAUCCCCCAGCCAAUGUGGAGGUGCAAAAUGGAAGAGUCACCGCAUGCUACGACAGUAUUAAGGGUCGAUGUAACAGAGAAAAGCCUCCGUGCAAAUACUUUCAUCCGCCGCAACACUUGAAAGAUCAACUAUUGAUAAACGGAAGGAAUCAUUUGGCCUUGAAGAACGCCCUCAUGCAACAAAUGGGUCUCACACCGGGUCAGCCUUUAGUGCCUGGACAAGUUCAAGCGGUGGUUGAUCCGUUUGACAGUUUUCCUUUGACAUACUUUUCACCGCAGUUGGCAAUGACGCUAGACGGCCAGUAUGCACAUAUGGCGGCAAACCCCUAUCUCACAGGCAUGCCACAAGUGGGCAGUACCUACAGCCACUACUUCGCCCCUCCGAUGAUGCAGACGAUAAUGCCCGACCCCACCGGGGUUGGCAGCCCUUUGGGGGUCGUACCUCAAACAGUCGUCACCACCCAACAGAAGAUGCCCAGGUCCGACCGGUUAGAGGUGUGCCGCGAAUACCAGCGCGGCGCAUGUAAACGCGCCGAGUCGGAGUGCCGGUUCGCGCACCCCGCCGACAGCGUGACGGCGAACGACGACGGCACGGUCACCGUCUGCAUGGACGCAGUUAAGGGGCGUUGCAACCGUGACCCGUGCCGCUAUUUCCAUCCCCCUCUGCACCUCCAAGCCCAAAUCAAGGCGGCACAAUCGAGAGCCGCCUCCGCCGCCGCCGCUGUUGCUGCAAGCGCGCCGCCGGUGAAUGCUGCGUCAUCGGCCGCAGCCGCGGCCUGCGCAGCCGCAGCCGCCGCCACCGUUUCGCCCGGGUUGCUUGCGCAGCCGCCGGCGGGCGGCGCCGCGACCGCCGCGCAGCUUGCGCUUGCCCUCGAGAUCGGCAAGAAGAGGCCGCGCGACGCAAGCGCAGCCGCCGACAGCGACCUCUUACUGAUGGACAUGAAAUCCGUUGGGUCGUUUUACUAUGAUAAUUUUGCCUUCCCUGCCGGCAUGGUGCCCUACAAACGACCGGCCGCCGACAAAUCCGGAAUGCCCGUUUACCAACCGAACGCGACCACCUACCAGCAACUGAUGCAACUGCAACAGCCCUUCGUCCCGGUUUCAUGUGAGUAUCCCACCUCACCCGCGCCAACUCCCUCCUCAGCCGCCGCCUCACCCGCCAUCCCAGAGACGGUAUCCGGCGGUACGCAAACCCCCUCCUCCUCCUCCGCAUCCACGGUGCAGCUGCUCGUCAAAGAAAACGAGCAGUUGCAGUUGCCGCCUCCCUUACCCGCAUCGAUCGCUUCUUCCAUUAUAACCAGUACUGCUCCCAGUAUGACUAGCUUACCGACACAAGGUUUAACUGUAUUCCAUCACGAUCCGGCCGCGUUAGCCAAAGAGGUUGCGCAACAAAACUACGCGAAAGCGAUUAAGAUGCAACAAGCGUUGAGUCAUCAGCAAGCGAUGAGCCAACUGAAUCCGCUUAAUUACACGGGGGUGGCGUUGAACAAGCAAGCGCUAAGCAUUCCGCCCCCGACGUUUCGGUUUCCCGCCGGGGCGUUGCCUAUAAGCAUGGCGGGGGCGGCAGGGGGUUUGAAUUUCGCCGCUCAUCCCUACGCGUCCGCUUUGGCGGCACAUCAGAAUUUUUUCAACUUGGCUCGACCGCCCCCGGCCGCUACCGCCGCCACGUUUCCGUUUAAUCCGUACGCGAUGAUGCGUCCGACCGCCGGUACCUACGGCGUCGCGACGACUGCGUCGGCGGCCGCCGCGUCACCGAUUUUGGGUGGGGGGUUAUUGGCGGCGCAGUAUCCGACCGCUCAGGUGUCCGCUGCGCAGCAAAUGACGAGCGUCACGCCCACCGCAGCUGCGGCGGCGGCAGCAGCGGCCGCAGCCGCAGCAGCUGCGCAGAAUAACAAUAACAACGUGGUUAUGCAACCGUUUAAGAAGUUGAAGACGUCGUAGGAUCGGGACGUGUUGCGUUUUGAUUGUUAAAUUUUAUAAUGAACUCCUUUAAGGUGUUUUUUUUUUAAUUAAAUUAAAUUAGUUCGUUGUGUCUUAAGUGUUGUGUUUCGUUAACUGAGUGUUUUUGAGUUUUAACGUUUUUUGAUGAAGUUUAGUUUUGUAACUGAUUAAAGGGAUAAUAAUAAAGCGUGACAAAGAUUUUAAAAAUUGCCGUUCUUGCUAUACAUGGGGUGCCAACUAGGGGCGCAUCAAACAGGGCGGAACAACGAGUUUCUUUUCCUGAAGGUAAUAUUUAUCAAUAACGUGCUCUUGGACUAGGGUACAACUGGAUAUUUGUAAUAAGAAGGGAUUUAAAAAAAAAUCUGAGUUGUUGAGACGAAUUCAUAAUGAGUUACUUAUUUUGUUGUUUUGAUAAAAAUCAAUUUAGGAAACACUAUUUUACACGGCUUAAAUAUUGAAGAGAAGAAGAAAAUAGACGCAUUCACGUAUUUAGAAGAAAUAUCGACAUAAAUCUUUAACGAUACCCCUCGUUUUAUUUAAUUUAAACUAACUUCAAUAUAUCUUAUAUACAAUAAUUUACUUGAGACAUAAUAUUUUAAAUAUUAAAAUUGAAAAGAAUGAAUAACCUAUUUAUUUAAUAAAAAACCUGCCUAAUUUGAAACAGCGUUUUAUUAUCUUUUUUUAAUCUCUUGUCUGCCAUUUUUUAAUGGUUCUUAAUUCAAAAUUAAUUUUAAUAUACUUUUUUAAGAUUUUGACGGUUGUUUGACUUUAAUAAACUGUUUUGAAAAGUACAAAAUAUUUGUAUUUAAGAGUUAUUGGACUUAAGUACUUAAAUUAAUAUAACGAAAGGUAUCGUUAAAGAUUCAAGUUUAUAUUUCUUCUAAAUAAGUCAUUUCCUUAUUCUUUUCAAUAUUUGGACGUUUGAGAUUGAUGUCUAAAUUGAUUUUUACUAUUGAAGUGACGUAAUACUUAAGAAAAUAGGUACUCAGUUGCUACCAGCUGAAAUAAUGAAUCCGCCUUUCAUAGUAACCAUAAUUCUUCUUAUUAAUACAUCAUAGAGAAAUAAUUGUAACCUAAAAUAUUUAUAGUGAAGAAAUAGUCCAUACUUGCAGUGGAGUCGUAGGUUAAGGUAAAAUGAAAAUCCUUCAGUCUCCCUCUACUUAUUCAUUAAACAUUUAGUUAACUUAAACUCCGAAACUAGAGGGAAAUUUAAGUUAACCAAAUGUUCAAUAAAUAAGUGGAGGAAGACUGAAGAAGUUUCAUUUUACCUUAUAAUAAUUAUGCUCUACACUGUUUCUCUGCCUUUUUCAAUUUUUUUUCCUUAUUUCUGCCUCAUCUUUUUUAUCAUUUAUCUUCUGACUUCUUUGCACCAAAACCAUACCAUAAAAAUCGCCCAAUAAUUUGAGCUCUAAACAGAACAUUUUACGAAUAUACCACGGUUUUUGUUUAAUAAGAAUAUCCCCUUCAUUUCUUAGAUCUUGAACCUUGCAGAUCAGGAAUUAUUCGUAGGUGGGAUCUACUAUCAUAAAUAUGCCAAUAUUUCCUACAUAUUUGCCUGGACUAAUUUAAACCUUAAGCAAGAUUUUUAAAGAAUACUCUAUUGAAUAUCAUACUUUUUGUUUUAUAUAAACUGUCUAAUUAUUUUUUGAGAUUUUGGACUUUCCGGUGAAUGGUUAGUCUUGGAGACCAGAAAUUAUCAACUGAUAUGUAAGAUGAGUAAAUAUACCAAUAUUUCUUAAAUUUUUACUUCUCCUAAUUUAAACCCUAGACAAGCUUUCUUGAGAAUAUUCUAGGGAAUGUCCUGUUUUUUUUUUAAUAAGAAUAUUCUCAUUAAUUUUUUAAAUGUUGAACCUUGAAGAAAUAUUCUUAGAUCCCACAACAUAAAAAUGCCAAUAUUUCCUAUAUAUUUGUCUGGACUUAUUGAAACCUUAAGCAAGCUAUUUAGAGAAUAUUCUAUUGAAUAUCAUACUUUUUGUUUUAUAUAAAUUGUCUAAUUAUUUUUUGAGAUUUUAGACUUUCAAGUAAAUGGUCAGUCUUAGAGAUCAGAAAUUGUCCAUUUAUAUGUAAGAUGAGUAAAUAUGCCGAUAUUUAAAAUUUCUCUUGUACUAAUUUCAAGCCUAGACAAGAUUUCUUGAGUAUGUUCUAUGGAAUAUCAUGUUUUUUUUAAAAUAAGAAUUUACCCAUUAAUUUUCCAAAUUUUAUACCUUGAGAUGAGGAAUUAUUCUUUGCAUUAUUCUUGUUAUUUAUUAUAUGAGAAUAUUCAGACUUUCUUAGUGCGUGGUCACCUUGGAUGAAAAUUUCCUACAUUUUUGCCUGCGCUAGUUUAAACCUUAAGCAAAUCAUGAGAAUUAACAUAUAAUUAAAGAAAACAAAUAAAUUCAACGAACUCCAUUGAAAUCAAUUUAUUAUUAUAAAAUAUUCCUUUUUUUCAGAUCAUCCAUUUGGCUUGUUUACCUGAUUUAACUUUAAAUAUGUUUUAGUUUUUUUUCUAAUUCUUGCUUCUCCUAUAAGUCUCUAAUCCUUAAAUGCAUUUAAAGAUUUUUCCAUUUUAUUAACUGGUUUCGUAAUAUUCAAUAAUCCGAGAUUUAUUGUAUAAAAAGAAAAAAUCUAACGGAUUUAGGUCUGGAGAUCGGUCAUGGAGGUCACGGUUGUAGACUCCCCAUGACCUAUCUAAUACUAGGGAAGUACUAAAUCUUCAUGUUAUACAGUUACCCUUAUGUGUAGUGAGAGUAUUGGUUUAUCCACCGCCAUUUCCUGUUUAAUCUAUUAUAAUUUCGCGAGAGGCAAGGUAGUCAUGUAAUUUUCCCCAUUUUGAAUUUAAGAUGUUUUCCUUUUAAAAAUAAAUUAUAUCGAUUUUUAAUCUGAAUAUUAGAUUAGUUUAAUACGUAUUCAAAAUUCUUAUUUUACAAAAUAUGUUUUAUGUGCCAAUACUACAAAUGACUCCAUUUCAACGGUAUUUCGAGUCAGGAAUACCCUAAGGAUUACCUAGGGAGGAUUAUAUAUUUUUAAAAUGUGGAGAACAUCUAGUUGUCCAAUAAUAGUCCGGGAGCACGUUAUCGGCAAAUAUUACCUUCUAGAUAAUAAACUAGUUUUGGUGCAAAGUGAAAAAGCAAAAGUAUUUCGGAUCAAAAGUCCUCAUUACGACUUGCUUUUGAGUUAUGAGAGACCCUGAUGUAUAUCCGCCCUACAUGGUUGGUAGAUUAUACCUUUCCCACCCAAAAAAAAAAGUGUUUAUUUAGUUAAAAAUAAUUCAAACACGUUCUAGUCAAGAAAAAUUAAAUUUAAAAGAAAUAAAGAAAAUUGAAACAAAAAUUGUUACAAUCGUGCUGAAUACGGUCCUGUGUGCCGGUAAGCGAGUGCCUCAAAUCUGUGAUACCCUAUAUCACCCGAAACGCUAAAUUUUGCACCGCUUGAUAACUUAAUUCACACUCUUACUCCUCCUCCCCCUUGUUCCCUCACGAGUCCUCUUCAUAUGAAACUAAUCCUGACAUGGAAGAAACGCUCGCGCAGAAGCGUUUUUUCCAUUAUUAUUGGUGGAUAAGUUUUCUAUAGGCUGUAUUGUAAAUUGUAAGCGAUCCGAUGUUGAUCCAUUCCUAACUUGCAUGACUACGGACUUAUAAAUCAUAUUAUAUUUAUUUAAAUUUAAAAUUAAAAAAAAAAACGAAAGAGAAAACCCGCUGAAUGCAUGGUAGAACAUAAAAGAACGUAUAUCUGUUUUAGAGUUGCCAUUUUCAGAGUUGUUCGUAGUUUUUUUUUCUGUUAACUGACCCAAGAGAUUACCGAUGGCCGGUGGUCAUAAAGUCAUGGUAUCGCUAUUAUACGCUUUGAUUUUAUUUUAUUAUUUAAACACAUAAAGACGCGAUAAAUCAAAAUUCGCUUUACUGUUUAUAAUAAAUGACUAAUAAUCUAGAACCCCUAGAAGCUUCCAUUACAUUGCCUAUAUAGAAUAUUCUGCUUUCUACAAGACAUUUUCUGCUUUGAAUGACUUUAUGGCCGUUUUUUUUCAAAUAAAUAACGUCAAUAUAUAUAUAUAUAUACGAGAAAUUUGAAAUAAAAUGCAUGAAGCUUCAUACACCACUACUCUUCUUCGUCAUCAUGAGUGUCUUGCGCAUGGGUGAAAGAAUAUUUUAUGAUUUUUUUUUAAAGAAAACAGCUGGGAUAUGUGCCUUAAAUAGUUGCUUUAAUUAAGACAAUUGUGUGCUUUAACCAUGAAAUAUGGUGUGUGCUUAAAGACCUUCUUGAAAUCAGUUAUAUUAUGCGCAGACCAGGUACUUUUCAAGAUUAUAGAGUAUUCUUAGUGAGAAAAAGAUUUUUUUGUGGGUAGUUUAUGUGGGUUGCUAUUAAAUUGUUGGGUGAAAAAAUCAUUGAGAAAAAAUGCGAUGUCUUAUAAGCAGAGUGCCAAUUACAAUUAUUGGGUCAAAAAUUGCUAAAAAGGGUACCAUGGGGUUAAAUUGAUUCUUAAAAAGGUCAUUUGAUUUUAGGAAAUGUAUAAAUUUUUAUUAUCUCAAACACUUAAAAAUUAGGAUAAUUCCAUUGAUAUGACCCUAUUUUUUACGCAAAAUUUGAACAGUAGUUCAUCAAGUUUAUAGGAUCUGUAUUUACUUAGCAUAUGAGUUCUAUAAGGGUUUAUUAAACAUUAAUGGACAUAAUCCUACUUAUAAAAAAAAAGUUUAAGGUUAUGACAACUAAGCCUCGAAGGUUUGACACAUACCAAAAAUUUAAUACAAAUAAUUAUAAUAAUUGGUGUUUAAAUAGAAAGAAAGAGUUCGUAAUAGAUUGAAGAUAAAUUGCUGUUUUUUCCAUUAAAUUGAUAAAUAUUUCUAAAGAGUUUAAACGAAUUUAACUGCCUAUGACUGGGUUCUAUAACUCAACUGCCUGUAAUAAAUAAAACAUUUAACUGU